ACAUUAAAGAUAGGGACAAACAAAAGAAUGAAAAUAAACCAAAGAGAGAACGUAAUUCUAUGGUGCUCUUCAAAAAGGCGUCUAUUCCUCCUCGAUUUUCAUCAUUGCCAUCACGAAACUCAAGAAACAACAAUCGUUAUAAACAUCCGACAAUACAACAAUUACAAGCUCAGUAUCAACCACAAAUUUCCAACAAGUCCGAUCCAGUUAGUCAAGGUUCUCUAUCUGAAGAUUGCGUCAAUAAUCAACAUAUUAUUCAAAAUCAAUUAAAUUCAUUGCCAGCAUCUCAAUCAUCCAAAACUGGUACACCUUCUAUCGAUACUCUUGAAAGGCAUAAUGUUCCUUCUUAUAUUUCUACUAUCAAAGCCAAUAAACCAUAUCUUAAUCUGAGCACAAGUGCAUCUCGUUCUGUACCUUCACUUGUUACUGGAAGAGAUAAUGAUCUUCCUACAACUCCAUCUACUUUGAAAAAACUUCAAUUUUCUUCAAAUAUUCUUGUACAUGAGACUUGGACGCCUGAUGAUUACGAUCGUCGAAGUGACCAGUCAACUUGCAACAAGCUCACUCCUCUCCUUGCUCAAAAGAUUAAGCAAGAGUUAAAUGAGUUCAAGUUGAUUGAGAUGCAAGUUCACGAAGACAGCAAAAAGAAUACCCAUUUUUUUGCUUAG
Molecule: messenger RNA, 668 nt
Organism: Dentiscutata heterogama
Lineage: Eukaryota; Fungi; Glomeromycota; Glomeromycetes; Diversisporales; Gigasporaceae
Source: the annotation of a GenBank genome assembly